AUGGCCGACACCGAGGAGCCCCAGUACACUACGCUAUCAGAGAGAAUCGCCGCGCUCAACAAGAACAAGACGUUUGCUGCCAAUGGGCCGCCGUCAGCCAAGCCGGCCCGGCGUGCGCCGCCGCCGCCUCCCCCAGGCCGCGCACAAACAGGCGCCGAAGGCUCGAAGCCUGUCACGCCGACAGUCCCGGUCCGGCCAACCAAGAGCAACCCCCCUCCCCUGCCGCGAAGGGACACGCAGACCUCGAUAACCAGUCAGGAUGCGGCUCGCCCACCUCUGCCGUCCAGAACGUCAUCUACCCAGCAACCCCCCGCUCUUCCUCAGCGCCAGCCUUCCACGCAACCAAACGGCUUAUUGGAUGUUCGCCGCGAUUCAACAUCCUCUGAGGUGUCACAAAACUCAACUAAGUCAUCCAAGUCUGCCGGACAGAGCAGCUGGUCCACCACGAGCCAAAACUCGGCGACGGCAGCUCCCAGAAAACUGCCACCAAUCCAACCACAGGAGACGCAAAAGCCCGUGUCAACGCCCAGUCUGCCGCCUAGGCUACCAAUCAGAGGAAAUAAGCAGGAUGCAACCCCGGCAAGGCCACGUAUCAUGGGCUUUGGUUCAUCUCAAGCCCCAAAGGCAACCACGAACGGGCAAGAUGCCGAUGGCCCACCGCCUAUCCCAACAGCCACUCGCCCUUCCGCUCUCCAGAUCAAAGAAGUCUCGUCUCGGGCGACUCAGCCUCAGCCUGCGCCGGAACUAAAUAACUGCUUCGCCUGCCGAGACUGGAGCGCACCCGAUGCCGUCGCCGCACAAUACCCAAGACAGUCGGUCCCUCGCAAUGACCCGGUAGGGUACCUGGCUCAUAAUCUGUGCUCUGCUUUCCCAUCAUAUAGCGACAAAGCUAGAGCCAUCUUUACCUGGUGUCAUCAUAACAUUGCAUACGACACCGGAGCGUUCUUUGGAAACAGUGUCAAGCACCAAACGGGGGAAUCGACCAUCUUCAGCGGUCUGGCUGUUUGUGCAGGCUAUGCGGAGACGUACAAAGCCAUUGCCAACCGAGCUGGGCUCGAAUGUGAUGUCGUAGGCGGCCACGGUAAAGGAUUUGGCUACACGCCGCUCAAAGAUGGCGAGCCCGUUCCUCGGGCAGACCCCAGCGGCCAUGCGUGGAAUGCCGUCCGGAUCGACGGCGGUGGAUGGAAGCUUCUUGACGCUUGCUGGGGUGCCGGCAACGUAGACGGCGCAACUCAGAGCUUCAACAAGGUUUUUGCGCCGAUUCAUUUCAACGCGACCAACGAGCAGUUCGGUGCUCGGCACUUUCCCGAGAAGUCAAAGUUCCAAUACCGCGAGGAUGGUCGCACCGUAAGCUGGGAGGAGUACUACAGAGGCCGUGCGAAUGGCGAGCCAGUCACAAUCUUCUCAAAUACUGCCGAGGAGGGCAUCGACAACUCCAGCAUGGAGCCUGCGAACAAGCAUAUCCAAGUCAACAGCGGCCAGAUCAUCCGAUUCCAGUUUUGCAAAAUCUGUCCACACUGGAAGUCAGAAAAGAACGGCCCAGGCAAGCCACCUCUCUUUGUUCUCAACAUUCACGGUUUAGACGGCCGCAAGGAUGACAUGGUGCCAAUUGAAACGGACGGUUAUUGGCACUGGCUUGACGUUAAUUCUCGAGAUCUCGGAGCACCGGGCCAGAAAGUCGAAGUGAUGCAAAUCACUUCUGUUGAUCACAAGGACGCCCGAGGCCUCUCCGCGCGCGACUUCUUGGCUGCCAAGGGUAGGAAAGCCAUGGCAUUUUCCUUCUUGACGCAGUGGAUACUUGAGUAA
This is a messenger RNA of Cordyceps fumosorosea ARSEF 2679, 1806 nucleotides long. RefSeq names its product Transglutaminase-like protein. The record is from RefSeq and is a predicted model, not a curated record. Bases 1 to 1806 code for a protein of 601 amino acids. Lineage: Eukaryota; Fungi; Ascomycota; Sordariomycetes; Hypocreales; Cordycipitaceae. The transcript has a single exon.